GGACUCUCAGAAGUUGACAGCAUACUCCUCUUGACAGCCGAGUCUAAGGCUAUCUACCAGCUCAGCGAUGUUAUGGCCAAACCCAUGCCUGACGCAAUAGACGACUGUAGCCUCGCCACCAUGUGCCCACCACGGCACGCCCAUCGCCAGGACUCGCCACGAGCUGGUCCGAAGUGA
This is a messenger RNA of Protopolystoma xenopodis, 177 nucleotides long. The record is from the annotation of a GenBank genome assembly. Lineage: Eukaryota; Metazoa; Platyhelminthes; Monogenea; Polystomatidea; Polystomatidae.